Molecule: messenger RNA, 331 nt
Organism: Leptinotarsa decemlineata (Colorado potato beetle)
Lineage: Eukaryota; Metazoa; Arthropoda; Insecta; Coleoptera; Chrysomelidae
Source: RefSeq, a predicted model, not a curated record
ACCAGAUGCAGUGAGUGUAAGUGAUAGUGUAAGAAAACAUGUGGAAGGCUCCGAAGAUAGUGAAUAUUCUGAAACUGGUGUAGUUAACGAGGGUAUCGAAGAUUUGAGGUUGGAAGUUACCAAGUUGAAAUGUGAUCUAAAAUGUACUAGAAUGGAAACGGACUUUUUGAAAACUAUCAAUGAUGAAUUGAAGAAAGGAAUUGAACGUCAAGAAAAGAUAAUAUCCUUACUACACUUAUCAAAAGAGAACCAUAAUCUCUCCACCAUUGCCAGAUCUUCAAAUAUAUCUGAAACAUCGGAGAAAAAAACUGGGACCAUUCCAAAAAGAGGU